AAUGUCUUUAGGAUAUUAUGAUUGGCUAGUCAAAGUGAUAGUAUUAGGGGAUUCAGGUGUUGGAAAAACUAAUAUCUUAACACAAUUUUGUGAUUCAAAAUUCUCUUAAAACUACACUGCAACAAUAGGAGUUGAUUUUAAAAUUAAGAUUCUUAAUGUACUUUCAUAAUUGAAUUCAAGGUGUAAGAUAAGAAAAUUAAACUGUAAAUAUGGGACACAGCUGGAUAAGAACGUUUUAGAAACAUUACUUAAACUUAUUAUAAAGGAGCUUAUGGAAUAAUUUUUGUGUAUUCUUUGAUUGACAGAAACUCUUUUAAUAAUGUAGAAGGAUGGAUAAAAUCAAUUCUCGAAAGCACUACUGAUGAAGUGUAUGUGUUAUUUAUUUAAUAAUUUCUAGUUGUUCAAUUUUAGUAGGAAAUAAAUUAGAUUCUUAAGAUAGAAGAGUCUAAACUGCAGAAGGAGAGAAAUUGGCUCAAAAGUAUAAUAUGCCAUUUAUUGAAACAAGUGCUUUAGAGAAUAAGAAUAUACGUACAAACAUGAAUUGUAUAUAUUAGAAGAUAUUUUCGAUAGAUUGGGAUAAAAUCUGAAGAUUAGAUUGGAAAAUGAAGGAUAAAAGGUUUCUAACAAUAUCCAUACAUAAUCUGGUUAAUUUAAAUUAAAUUAGGAAGUUAAUUAAACUGAAUAGCCAACAUCUAGUUGCAAUAGUUGUUGAA
Molecule: messenger RNA, 713 nt
Organism: Paramecium pentaurelia
Lineage: Eukaryota; Ciliophora; Oligohymenophorea; Peniculida; Parameciidae
Source: the annotation of a GenBank genome assembly